Molecule: messenger RNA, 825 nt
Organism: Charadrius vociferus (killdeer)
Lineage: Eukaryota; Metazoa; Chordata; Aves; Charadriiformes; Charadriidae
Gene: GJB5
Product: gap junction protein, beta 5, 31.1kDa
Exons: 2
Coding region: 1-825 (274 amino acids)
Biological process (GO): cell communication
Cellular component (GO): connexin complex
Source: RefSeq, a predicted model, not a curated record
AUGAACUGGGGGGUGUUCGAAGGGCUCCUCAGUGGGGUCAACAAGUACUCCACAGCCUUCGGCCGCAUCUGGCUUUCCCUCGUCUUCAUCUUUCGUCUGCUGGUCUACGUGGUGGCGGCCGAGCGGGUCUGGAGCGAUGACCACAAGGACUUUGACUGCAACACGCGGCAGCCGGGCUGCACCAACGUCUGCUUUGACCACUUCUUCCCCGUCUCCCACAUCCGCCUUUGGGCCCUGCAGCUCAUCCUGGUGACCUGUCCGUCCCUCCUGGUCAUCAUGCACGUGGCCUACCGGGAAGCCAAGGCACAGAGGCACCACGCUGCCAGCGGGGACAACUGCCGCUGCAUUUACCCUAACCCCGGCAAGAAGCGGGGGGGGCUGUGGUGGACCUACCUGCUCAGCCUCAUCUUCAAGGCCGGGGUAGAUGUGGUCUUCCUCUACAUCUUCUACCGCUUCUACAGGAACUACACCCUGCCCCGGUUGGUGAAGUGCGAGCUGCCCCCCUGCCCCAACGUGGUGGACUGCUUCAUCUCCCGGCCCACUGAGAAGACCAUCUUUACCCUCUUCAUGGUGGUCACCACCUGCAUCUGUGUCAUGCUGAGCCUUGUUGAGGCUGCCUACCUCAUCGGCAAGCGGUGCCGCGAGUGCCUUCUGGCCGGCGGGGGGGGCCGCCGGCGGCACCAGGACUACGCGCUCUCCCACGCCGAGCCCGCGGACACGGGGGAGCAGGUUUUCCACGGGACAGACUACAAACCCCCCAUGACGUCUGUCCCCCCGCCGGCCUCCAGCCCCAGCACGCUGCCUGAGGAGGAGGCUCUUCUCUAG